CGCGCCGCGCAAUAUCUGACGUGCGCGGCCCGCCUUCCGGAAGGAAACCCUGGCGGCUAACUAUGGCGACGGUGGCGGAGCAGUGGGUGCUGGUGGAGAUGGUACAGGCGCUCUACGAGGCUCCUGCUUAUCAUCUUAUUUUGGAAGGAAUUUUAAUACUCUGGAUAAUCAGACUUCUUUUCUCUAAAACUUACAAGUUACAAGAACGAUCUGAUCUUACAGUCAAGGAAAAGGAAGAAUUGAUUGAAGAGUGGCAACCAGAACCUCUUGUUCCUCCUGUCUCAAAAGACCAUCCUGCUCUCAACUACAACAUCGUUUCAGGCCCUCCAAGCCAUAACAUUGUGGUGAAUGGAAAAGAAUGUAUAAACUUUGCCUCAUUCAAUUUUCUUGGACUGUUGGAUAACCCUAGGCUCAAGGCGGCAGCUUUGGCAUCUCUGAAGAAGUGUGGUGUGGGGACUUGUGGACCUAGAGGAUUUUACGGCACAUUUGAUGUGCACUUGGAUUUGGAAGACCGCCUGGCAAAAUUUAUGAAGACAGAAGAAGCCAUUAUAUACUCAUAUGGAUUUGCCACCAUAGCCAGUGCUAUUCCUGCUUACUCUAAGAGAGGGGACAUUGUGUUUGUAGAUAAAGCUGCCUGCUUUGCUAUUCAGAAGGGAUUACAGGCAUCACGUAGUGACAUUAAGCUAUUUAACCAUAAUGAUAUGGAUGACCUGCAGCGACUAUUGAAAGAACAAGAGAUUGAAGAUCAAAAGAAUCCUCGCAAGGCUCGUGUAACUCGACGUUUCAUUGUAGUUGAGGGGUUAUAUAUGAAUACUGGAACUAUUUGCCCUCUUCCAGAAUUGGUUAAGUUAAAAUACAGAUAUAAAGCAAGGAUCUUUCUGGAGGAAAGCCUUUCGUUUGGAGUCCUGGGGGAGCACGGCCGAGGAGUCACUGAACAUUUUGGAAUCGAUAUUGAUGAUAUUGAUCUUAUCAGUGCCAACAUGGAGAAUUCACUUGCUUCUAUUGGGGGUUUCUGCUGUGGCAGGUCUUUCGUAAUUGACCAUCAGCGACUUUCCGGCCAGGGAUACUGCUUUUCAGCUUCAUUACCUCCCCUCUUAGCUGCUGCUGCAAUUGAGGCCCUCAACAUCAUGGAAGAAAAUCCAGUGCAUGGACAGAGGCAUCGCGUUAACUCUGGCGCGCUACCUGGAGAAAGAAGAGAAGUAUCUCCCUCCUCCGAGUCCACAGACCCCGUGACAUCUGAGGAGGCUGCCGAUGGUUCCAUGCACAGUGCAGAGGAAGCCCUGGAGUCAGGUCAUCUAGAGGACAACCAGCAUCACCACCUGCCAUCCGUGUGAACCUGGAGAGUGGCUUAAACUGACUGUGCCUCAGUUUCUCCAUCUGUGAAAUGAGAGUAAUCGUGACCCAGCCCACAGAGCCGUUGUGAGAAUUAGGUGAGACGAUACAUGGAAAUACUUUAAAUUGCACCUGAUGUGUAGUAAGUACAAAAUAUGUGUUAUUAUUAUUAUUAAUGAUAAUAAUGUGAAUGAGACAAAUUGGCAAAAAGAACUCGGUACAGGAGUGCAGAUCUCUUACCUCUUACAUGAUCCAGUAGGAAAUCACUCCAGGAGGGCUUAGGACUUACAUGACAUCCAGGUCCGUGAUUUUUCCUGCAACUGCUUUAUGGAAGCCACCCCAAAUACUGAAGACUGAAGGAGUAUUUCUGUUCCCUUAAUUCACAUGCACGGCUUAGAACCAGCUUCCUGCAUGUUCUGUUGACAGUCCAGAUCUCCUGGCAGUUAAUUCCAAGCCCACCCCUCCAUCUCCCACACGGGGGCUGAUAGCUGAGAAACUGAGUGUCCCACCCACCCUGGGGGCUGGAGCUGAAGAGAGAGACCUCUGUUCAAAUUCCCAGCGUGUUUAGGCUCUGAUGCCAGUGAAAGUGAAAGAGGCAGUUAAAGUGUGGUGUGUUGUCGGGUUUCCCAGCUCCUUGCAGGUAAGAAAGACUUGUAUUUGCAGCUUAGCCCUUUCUCAGCUCACAAGCUCAGAACUAGUAGAGGUCUGGAGGCCAGACCUCCCAACAGGCUGCCUCCAUGCAGGCAGGCCUGAGUGCCCUACCGGGAUAGCAGAGAUGUCUCUCUAUCUGCGCAUCCUAACACUGCUGCUGCUGAGCUGAGUUGAGUUAGAACAGGGCUGAGUUGCCAUUUCCACGGCUUCAGAUCUGUGGGUGAUACAUCAUUUUAUGGCUGUCACAUCUGCCUCUUCCACAUUCUUGAUUUCUUUUGUUCAAGUGAAGAGAAAACCCUCAUUUGCCCUGUGCAAUCGACCCACAGUCUCUGCUUGGAGCUGAGCACCAGGGGAUUGGUGAGUGCACGUGGCUCACGGUUCCUCCACAUCUGUUUUCUGUCCCUUAGUGGCUGGGUGGCCUCCCGGCUCGUCUGACUCCCCAGCUUAGAUGGAUGUGCAAAGUCCUUAUUCUUCGUCCCUGGGGAUGAGGAGCCUUGCUUCCUCGUUGUUUACAUUUUUAAAAUUACACAGUGAUUACAUGUUCAAAUUAAACAUCCGAACAAUAAGGAGGCAUGAAGAAUAAAACUUGAAAAUCCUAUUUCCACCCAUUCCACUCCCCUUCCCAGGGGUAACUCUUAUUCACAGUUCAUUGGAGAUCCUCCAGGACCGGUUUCUAUUUACAUAUAUACCUAUAUUCAAAUAGAUUUUUUUAAAUGCAGAACAACAGCCUUGUUCUUGUUCCUUGUUCUGACUUAACCUAGGAAUUUUUCUAUACCAGGCCUUCAUUCCUUUUACUUUAUGAAGAGUAUUCUGUAGUUUGGAUGUGUUACAAUUUAUUUGACUAAUUUUCUUUUUGUAGACAUUUAAGUUUCUUAUUUUUUUCCUAUGACAAACAAUGCUGAAAUGAACAUCCUGGAACAUGUAACUCUAUGUGCCUCUGUGGGAAUUUCUACGAUGUGGAUUUUAGAAUUGGAAUCUUGAGUCCAAGAGUUUGCAAAGUCUUUCUUUGGAUAGGUACCAACAAAUAGUUUUAUCAGGUAUCUAUAUGACAAGUUUUUUUAAAUUUCUUUUCUUGACUUUGUUAUCUUUCUCUCUACAACUAUUUCAAAUUUUUAUACUAUCAAGUCCGCCAGUGUCUUCCAUUAUGGCCUGGAAAUUUUGCCUUGCUAAAAAGGUGUCCCCACUCCACAAUUAUAAAAAGGCCAUCCUUUCUCCUUCAAAUACUUCUUCGUAUGGACCCAUAGUCGCUUGGUGAGCGGUUUGUCUUGCCUUGGCUAAUGUCAGAACUUUCCAACUAUUGUUGAUUUCUAAUAUGUUUUUGUAUCUGGUAGGACAAGUCUCCUAUCUUUCUCUUGUUCGAAAUAUUCUUUGACAUUCUCACACUUUUUCUCUUCUGGAAGAAUGUUAGAAUCAACUUACCAUAUUUUAAAAUCGGCACAGUUGUAUCUGCAUCAUGCAGCCUUCAAACAUGUUGAUGGAGACCUUAAUUCUCUCAGGUACAAACUACCUGAUGAGAUCAAAUGCUCCAACCAGCUGUGUUGAUGGAAACCUCUUCUGAACAUGCUAGAAGAUCCACAGGGAGAGACUUCCCUGGCGGUCCAGUGGUUAAGACUCUACGCUCCCAAUGCAGGGGGCACAGGUUCAGUCCCUGGUCGGGGAACUAAGAUCCCACAUGCUCCACAGUGCAGCCAAAGAACAAAAUUUUUUUAAAACAGAAGAUCUAUAUUUAUUAAUCUUUGUCCCCUCUGCCCCCUGCAUCAGUGCAUCCUGACCCUCAUUGACCCGGUAAACACUGAGUGAAUAGAUUCUAGGACAAGAGCAAUGAGCUCUUGUUAUAGACUCAC
Molecule: messenger RNA, 3827 nt
Organism: Balaenoptera acutorostrata (minke whale)
Lineage: Eukaryota; Metazoa; Chordata; Mammalia; Artiodactyla; Balaenopteridae
Product: serine palmitoyltransferase 1-like
Exons: 13
Coding region: 63-1334 (423 amino acids)
Biological process (GO): ceramide biosynthetic process; sphingosine biosynthetic process
Cellular component (GO): endoplasmic reticulum
Molecular function (GO): pyridoxal phosphate binding; serine C-palmitoyltransferase activity
Source: RefSeq, a predicted model, not a curated record